Messenger RNA from Didymodactylos carnosus, 261 nucleotides. The record is from the annotation of a GenBank genome assembly. NCBI's taxonomy places the organism in Eukaryota, Metazoa, Rotifera, Eurotatoria, Philodinida, Philodinidae.
AUGGCAUGUUCGGAGAUCAUACAACAACAUUCACAAAUAUUUGAACGCAGUCAAAUACCGACGCCCGAGCAACGUUACAAUGCCAUUGUAACUGUUGUAAAUGAUUGUGAUUAUAAUAAUCGACUAAAUCGUUUAUGUUCAUUAAUUGAUUUUCAUAUUCAAGAACAAGAAAUGUUAUCGGUGACAAUACGAACCUUAUCGACACCGAAACAAAUACGUGGUUCACAAAUACCAUUAGUUAAUGGACGCUCCUGCUCUUAG